This is a messenger RNA of Eimeria necatrix, 495 nucleotides long. RefSeq lists its product as hypothetical. Gene Ontology annotation, molecular function: nucleic acid binding. Bases 1 to 495 code for a protein of 164 amino acids. Gene Ontology annotation, biological process: DNA integration. NCBI's taxonomy places the organism in Eukaryota, Apicomplexa, Conoidasida, Eucoccidiorida, Eimeriidae. The transcript is spliced from 2 exons. The record is from RefSeq and is a predicted model, not a curated record.
AUGGUACGAAGACAGGACCCUCUUACUAGGAUCGAAGAACACGUGAGCCUCGAUUUUAUCACGGAUCUUCUUCUUACGACAGGGCACGACUUGAUUCUCGUGAUGGUCGACUCCUUCCGCAAGAUGGUUCAUUUCGUUCCUUCAAAGAAGUCAUUCACAGCAGCAGACACCGUGGAGCUUCCCACAGACCGUCUCAUCCGCUACCACGGAUUUCCAGAGGUACUCAUAUCGGACCGCCGCCUCCGCUUCCAGUCGGAUCUCUGGCAACAACUCUGUAGCCGCUUUAACAUCAAACGGCGCAUGUCCUCGUCCUGCCAUCCGCAAAGCAACGGUCAAACCGAAUGGAUUAGCCGUACAAUGGAGCAGAUGCUUCGUACCUACAUGCAAUCUGACGAACGCGAGUGGGAGCGUUUGCUCCCGGUCCUGGAACUUGCUUACAACUCAACAAGUCAUUCCUCCACCGAGCUCUCUCCCUUCGAGGUCAUGAUUGGCUAG